Dendroctonus ponderosae (mountain pine beetle) is the source of this 7609-nucleotide messenger RNA. Its product is annotated as calcineurin-binding protein cabin-1. Gene Ontology annotation, biological process: chromatin organization. The record is from RefSeq and is a predicted model, not a curated record. Gene Ontology annotation, molecular function: protein binding; nucleosome binding. Gene Ontology annotation, cellular component: nucleus. NCBI's taxonomy places the organism in Eukaryota, Metazoa, Arthropoda, Insecta, Coleoptera, Curculionidae.
GUCAAGUGCAAGUUGUCAUCUUGCCCGCUUUAAGUUUGAGGGUUAAGUAAAAAACAAACAAAUAAAUAAAGUUCACAAUAUCUACUUCCUCUAACAAACCAGAGUAUACAAAUCUAUAUAAUUCUCCGUACUGUGCGAAUACUUAUAGAAAAUUAUGUGUUUACCGUUGGUAUAGGAAAGACCUUUACGACAUUAUGCUUAAAAUCAAAGCGUUGAAUCAAGAGUCUUCAUCGGAUGAAGACGUUCCAACGAUUAGAAGAGAAGCACAGGAGGAAAUAGUACUAGAACUGUACAAUAACGCCUUACGGGCACAAACAGAGAAGAAUUAUGAAUAUGCCGCAACUAUGCUUGAUAAAAUUCUUCAUGAAAAUAUACCCCAACUGGAAAAUAAUGGGGGUUUGCCAAAGUCAAUGUCCACAUUAAAAUAUUCAUGUUACGUCAAUCUUGGAAACAUUUAUUUGAAUCAGGAUAAUAUUAAUAAGGCUUUGGAAUGUUUUACUGAUGCCUCGGAGUUGGAUUCGACUGAUGUUACAUUAUGGUCAAAAAUUGGAAAAUUGGCUCUCAAAGAAGACAAAUUCAAUAAAGCAGCUUAUGCAUUUUCCAAGGGAUUAGAGUGCAAUGAGUCUCACUGGCCAUGCUUAGACAACCUUAUUUCUGUGCUGUACGCUAUUAAGGAUACUGUUUCCUGUUUGGUUUAUAUUGGCAAAGCAUUAAUGCUGGAUGCGGAUUAUACCAAAGGAAUAGUUUUAAGGAAGCAGAUAUAUAAAGACAAUCCAGCCACUAAGGAAUACUACAAACUUUUCAAUCCCGAUUACAUUUACGAGCCGAACGUCGAUAAAGCGGACGAAGAGGAUAUCCUUAAAGAAGCCGAAUGUUUGUGCAAUAGGGUAACUGCACUAGAAUCUUCAUUAGGUCCUAAGCCAUUGGAUACUAUACCUCUGCCAAAAAGUCCAGAAGAAUAUACAUGGUUAGAUUUGGCAAAAACCGUUAUAUAUUGCCACCAAUAUAUUACUGAGCACAAUAUGAGCCACUUCACAUACUUUGACAUGAGCAAAUGCAUGAGUCAGUCGGGAGAAAGCACUGAAGUUUUACCAAUUCAUAGGACAACUGAAGAUGUAGCGAUAAUCAAAGAUAAUAGCGGAGGCGAAGCCAAACCUGUCGAAAUUCUGGCAGAGACAUCGAGCGCUGUUGAGAAAAUGCAAACUGAACCCAUUGUGAUAGAAAGGCGAUUUUCGCAAGCAAGUGAAAAUACUGAUGGAAAUGAAAACUUGGAUAAUACAAAUACACAAACUGAUAACGAUGAGGAACAAAUAAUGGAACUGGAUAACGACAACGACAUGGAUGGCGAUAAUGCUGACAUCGCACAACAGAGAAGGAAAGGAAAGCGGAAACGAGACUUGCUUUCUGACUUGCAAAUAUGGGGUUGGCAUAGCAAACGCAAACAGCCGAAGAAAUCGAACCGGGAUUUUACGAUUGAAGAUGCGCUUAACAGGAUAAUUCCGAAAAGUUUGCUGAAGACAAAAAUCAAUAGCAAAAUGUUGAGUCCAGACGAAGAAGACUCGAUGAAUACUAUGGAUAUUUAUAACUUGUACAUGGAUACUAAAGACUUGCACCUGAUCUCACCUAUUCAUUCUCCAAUGUCGAUAACCGUUGAGCCAUAUUUUGGAACAGACCACGAAACCGAAGACGUAAAACAUUUUUGGGUUAAAGAGCGUUCUAUAGUGGAUGCAAUUGUAUUAGUAAAAGAACUAGUUUUUGAACUGUCUAAAUUCUGGGGACUCAAGUGGCCUAAAGAGCUCAUUCCGUUAUAUAUUGAGGCAUUCAAAAUGUUCAGGGAACACUACGAUCAACCUCAGCCAUUUUGCGGAGAUCAUUCAUUUGAGCAAAUAAGAGAAGAUGCUUUGGCGACACUCCUUUAUGGAGAACUACAUACUUUUAGCUCUGGGAGUACCGAAUCACUACAUCCGACAUAUCUGAGCUAUUUACAAAUUGUUAGCAGUUGGAAUGAUGAUUGGAAAGACGAGUUUUCAAUGGUUUUUAUGCGAUUUUAUUGGCUCCAAGCCCAUUGCUUUCAAAAGGCAGAUGACAACGAAUUAGCGAUUCAUGCAUUGGAAGCCAUUCUUGAGGAAAUUAAUGCAAAGGGAAAAGAAAUUGCUGAUAAUUUUACUCUUAGUCUUCCUAAUUGUAUGAAAUAUGGCUUCAUAUCUAAGGGCAUUAUUGAGACAAUGAUUAAACAUAUGAACAUGAUAAUUUCAUUAGGAAACAUAGAAAAUCUGUUCAAUUCUCAAAAAUACUCCGAAGUUGCUGAUAUUUUAAAAGAAACGUUUUUUUCCGGAAGCUACUCAAAAGUAGGCAGAAUGGGUAGACCGGCUCAACUGGGCAUUUUAAUGCAUUCGCUAUGGUUUACUGAUUGGGAGGAUUGUUUUAUUUGGACUGAAGAAUGUCUAAACGAAGCAAUCAGAAAUUACGUGAGCCGCAAUACCGAUUAUGAUAAAUGGGAAAAAAUCGUGGGAAAAUGCUUGGGCAUAUUCCAGGAAAUAAUUAAUAAGGAAUCCGUGAGCAUCAUAGAUAAACUUACCGAGGAGAAACGACGUCGUUUGGUUGAAAAUCUAGUGAAGAUAGUUUGUAAGCAAUUGAAUGCUGACGUGGCAUUAACGAUCCCUCUAGGAUCGAUUACAGCAUGGGUACUUUUGCAUUAUAUUCUGCUCAGGGAAGAACAGAGACAGUAUGCCAAUAAGAGAUUGAAUCAAGCAAAAAGAGAUAAGAUGGAUACAUCCAAAGAAUGUAUGCCGGAGCCAGUUGAGGAAGAACUACCUCCAUCUAUUGCGAUUCUUUUCUCAGCUCAUGAAUUCUUAGGUCCAAAAGGUUGGUGUUUGACGGGCAAUGGAGAACUACUACACUUCAUUUUAGACACCAUAUUGGACAGGCUCGAUACUCCUAUAUUUGAGCCAUUUAGGGAUAAAAUUGAUAUUCACAUUGAACAAGCAUUGUUUUGCCUUUAUUUAUAUCCUAGUAAAAAGAACAAGAUUUCCCGCCAUUUAGUUGACCACAACGUAAAUCCUAUUCCUCUAACCUGGCAGAGAUCAUUUCAACUGUACCAAUACUAUGCACCCGAUAGCCUACCGGAAUUCAACUCUUAUAAAAGUCAGUCCAUUUCGGCUGAUCUUGAGCAGUUAUUCAAACGGAUUAUUGGUCUAAUACCGAACAUUUGUGCUCUGUAUGAUCACUUACCUUUAAUUUUGGACUUUAUUAAUGGAAAAACCAACCAAGUUCCACAUUGCAUUGAAUUUCCCGGACGAGUUAAAGCAAUUUAUUAUCUUCUAGGAGAUUACUAUUUUAAAGAAAGAGAUUUUGCAAGAUGCAUUAAGUACUUCCAACUGGACAUAUGCAUCAACCCGUUGCGCGUAGAUUCAUGGGCCGGCCUGGCUCUUAGCUAUGCAGCGCAAUUAGAAAAUUCGCUUAAUUACUGCGAAAAACUGAAAAAUGAAUCGGAUUUUUUCGAUAAAGCUAAAUCGGCGCAGAUGUGCUUUAGGCGAGCUUUGGAACUUGAUCCGGAAAAUCUAGUAUUAUGGAUUGAAUGUGGAUCAUUUGAAUAUUUGGUUCAUUCAUUCUGUUCUCGUUUGCUCAAAUACGAAUCUGAAAACUUCAGCAUGGAAAAAUUUGAAUUGCUCGAGUCUGAAAAAGAAAGUUAUCUGGAUAGUUCAGGAAAUAGCUUGGAGCAUGCCAUAAAGCUUUAUGAGAUCGAUAGUAGUAAUGAACCUGAUGAGCGGUGGCUGCAAUACUAUAUUUUAGGCAAAAUCGCCGAGAAGAAACGUAAAGAACCAUCUGAAUACCUACAGUACUAUGUAACAGCAAGCAAUCUUCUGAAUGAAAACAAGGCUUUAUACCCUGAAAAAAUAUCGUAUAACAAUCCUCAACAUUUAUCCGUGGAAGCUCUGGAACUGCAUUAUAGAAUUCACGCGUCCAUAUUGAAGUAUUUAGAGUUGCAUGAAGGCAAGGCUAUAACGAAUGCAAUGGGCAUUUUUUUUAAAAAGUGUCUAUCUACUACCGCCAAACGUUAUACCAUUGAAGUGCCGCCAUCCCUGCCAACACCGCAACUUGUUGAUGAUGCAAUGAUGAUAACAACCCAAGCGGCUUCGACAAAUUUUCAAGAUCAAUUUUUAACUUCAACAGAAGUCGAAGAUGAGGGCGAAGCACAAAAGAUCGUUAAAAGUUGCUUGGAAGAUUUGCUUGGCAAAGUUGAAAACAUUAUUAACAAUAAAAACAGUGUUGAAGUGCCAAAGGCAAAUAUCCUAGAGACCAGAGCAGAGGAUACUGCAGUUAAAUCGGAUAACUCACAAGACAUGGAUGUUACUAUCGUCGAGAAUGAAGAAGUCAUAAUGAUUAUUUCAGAUUCGGAAGAAGAAAACAUCGAUGCACCUGAUAUCAGUUUAAAAAAUAAUAAAAAAGAAACUGUUGAAAAAGUUUCUUUUUCCCAAGAUGAAAAAAUGAUUGUUGAUGCCAAUGAAGGAAUUAACGAUGUCCAGCUUGUGCUGGAUCAGAUGAUGGAGCAAACAAUGAAGAACACAGAGUAUUCGGAUCAUAAUAACAGUGGACAAAUUGAAAGUGAUCAAGUGGUUUCGAAGGAUGAUUCAAAUUCAAAAGAUCAGGCAGCCCAAUCUAAGGAAACCGAUGAUCCGAAAGCCAAAUCUCUUUCGAAUGAAACGCAAAAUCUACCCGAGGACAGUGAGCGCGCGAAAGAGAACAAAAAACCUUCAGGCGAUGAAGAGUCUUCGAGUUCUUCAUCAUCUAGCAGCAGUGAUAGCAGUAGUUCCGACUCCGAUAGUGAUGAUUCCGACAGUUCCUCGACAUCUUCCACCAGCGAUUCGACUAACGAAAAUAUUUCACACGGUGAAACUCUGCAAAUAGUAGACAAGUGCGUUCAGGGUCUGGAAAUUUGCGUCUCGCGAUUACCCCAAAAUUAUAAAGCUCUAUACAGGCUUUCACACUUGUUCUUCAAUUACAAAGGACGCAAGGAUUAUGCUAAGUGCAAACAGUUACUGUUGGGAGAGUACAAGUGCAAAGAUAAUGUAGCGAUUAAGGGAUUAUUUUCGGAAAGAACCAGUAAGCACUUCUUUAAUGGAAUCUGGAGAAUACCGUCCACGGAAAUAGAUAGACCAGGCUCUCUUGCCGCUCAUAUGAAUCGAUGCAUUUCGUUGGUUCUUCAAGUGUUGAGGAACACCAAUGAUACGAAAACUUUAGUAGAGCUUUGUAUGCAACUGAAGAAAGCUCCAGACAGAGAUAAAAUUUACAUUAAAGAUAGUGACAGAGUUAGCUAUUGUGAGCAAGCUAUGGAGAUGUGCGUGCAGAGCUUCAGAGGCCAAAUAACAAAUAUCCCCAAUUUGCAGAGCCAGCAAGUAACAAAGUUGUUACAUGAUAUAUUUAGAAUAUAUCAGCGAACUCAAAAAUAUAUACCGAACAAGGAAUCGACAUUUUCCGCUUUGCUUAUUAAUGCGUAUAAAACGUACAUGAAAGAGGUUCCUGAAAAUGUGAAUGUGCUAGAUUUGGCGGUAAAAUUCUGCCAACAGCACAAGCCACUUGAAAAGCAGAAGAGCGGGACUUCAACUCCAAGCAUUAGUUAUGCGGGCCGAAGUCCUGGACUUGCCAAUAGUCCGGUUCUUCCUACCCCGAAUAUCUUACUACCUUCACAAAAAUCGCUGAAGCCACCAGGAGUAAACAGACCCCGCGGACGUCCUCCGCUACCUAAAAUGCCAGGCCAGAUACGCCAAUCUCGAGCAAAGAGCCCAAGCACCCGAACUAGCGGAGUUGGUGCUUAUCCUUGGCAGAAUCCCAUGUACGGUGCAAAUUUCAAUUAUGAAUAUUUAAAGCACUACCAAGAUGAAUUAAUCAAGCAGUACAGCCAAAACUUAAGUUUAACUCAGCUUAAACAUUUAACUAGUUUCUUUACCAGCGGACAACUGAAUAAUCCUACAGUUGCUCAAGCGGUGGCAAGCCAAUUUUUAUCCCAGGCCAAUUUGUACAAUUCGUCAAACCCUGGCUUACUUAGACCUCCUACUUCAGGUGGGGCUGCAGCAUCUUCAACGCCAUUGUUAAAUCCCACCAAUUUACUCAGAGGUUUCAAUACUCCACUUUCCACAACGGUUGGAAGCACUCCACAGGAGCAGAUGAAAAUUUUGGAGUCCCUGUUGCCUAACAUGACAAAGCAGGCGUGUGUGAAAACUAGCAGAAUGAAAAGCACGCAUUCGACUACAUCAACUGCAGUAAGUUCGUUUAAACAGGGGCACAGUGGAAAGGCGCACACCACACUGGCAACUUCGAAGCUUCAGCCCGAUUAUUCAAAGUUAAAGGCGACCGCAAGGCCGAAUUUAAAACCAAAGUUGGGGCCCAAAUUUGCCCAUCCCAAUUUGAUGAAUCACAUUGAGAGUAAAGCAGCCAACUUACUAAUGAAGGACCGACCAAGUAUUUCGAUCACACCGGUGGGAAAUUUGCCAUCAACCCACGUUAUUGGACAAAGCACGUCUAAACAGGCGCAAACCAAAAAUGCAUCUUCGCCUUUGCCGCAUGCGCAAUUUUCUAGCUACAGUAUACCGAAGCAAAAAUCCAUGUCUGCGUCGAGUCUUAGUGCCACGAAGCCUAUUCAUACGUCGAAUGCGAGCAGUUCUGAUAGCACUUUAUCCCAUAUGAAGCCAAAGUCAGCAUACACAUCAACAAUAACAAGUUCGGCAACGUUUACGAAACCGGCUCCAGUAGCUACGCCUCAGUUUUCCAACUCGGUUUCAGUAGUUCAGGCUCCUGCGGCCCAUUCUUCUACCAGCCCGAAAUCAGCACAUGUUAUGCCAGCUACUCCACCGCCAGUGUCCAGUCCUUCAUUUUUCAAACCAGCUUCAACAUCGGGAAAAACUCUGCAAGAGAAGUUGGCCGACAAGAAGAAGGAGCAAGAUUCGAAGCAAAUGCUGAAGAAUAUGGAAGCUGAAAAAAUGGUUUCAAAGUUGCCUUCAAGCUCUGCUUCCGGGUUGCUCAAGAGCUUAAAUAUACCGAACAUCCCAUCCUCUCUAACAGUAUCGCCGAGUAUGGCAAUGCCUGGCAAAGCACCUUAUCUUAUGGAAGCGGAAAAGCAAGCGAAUUUUGGGAAGUAUCCGAACCGUCACUUGGAACAAAAUGCGCCUUCUACGCUAACUGUGUCUCAAGCUCAGCCACCGCCUGUGUAUAGUCCAAGGUUCUCCAGUGAAUCCGGAAUUUCGAUAAGCCAGGUGGUAUCUCCUAAAACAUGCAGUAAUUCAUCAGGUGCAACACAACAAACUUCGGGGCAUAGUCAGGUUGACAAAGUCCAGUCACACACUAAGAGUUCGUCUCAAUCAAAAUUAGUGAGGGAUCCUCAGAGGCACCGAUCUCCUCAAAUAUCUCCUUAUAAAACUGGUGCAACUAGCAAGUCAAAAGCCCCAGUGAGACCACAAAAGUAUUACGGUUUAUCCUCCAGAGACCAAAUUUCUACAAGUCCCCGGACGGCGCCAAAUAAAAAUAGCAAUAUUGACAACGCCUUGUCGGUCAUCAAGAGUAUUCCGUCUAUUGAUAUUACUCCAUUAUCCACCACUGGAGCAAAAAGUAAAAC